AUGCCCAACUGUCGACAUCGAGACGCGAUUGCAGGUUCCCGCGGCAGGUGGUCGACGGCAGCUCUGCAGUUGGGGCAACUGCCGUGGCGCCGUGCGCACUGCACCAGGCAGGAUAGAGGCGUGAAUGCGGCGCAACAUAGGAAGACCGCAUCCUCGGCUUGGGGCUGGGAGGAGGGAGCUUGCAGGCAAACCGGGCACGCAGCCACUGGUGGCAAAGCGAACUCCGGCGAGACUCGCCGCGGCGGGGUGAAGAAGGCGGGAGGGCAACUGUUCGGGCGAGCUGUGCUGCGCAGCGGUAGGGCGCGUUAG
Messenger RNA from Symbiodinium sp. CCMP2592, 309 nucleotides. Lineage: Eukaryota; Dinophyceae; Suessiales; Symbiodiniaceae. The record is from the annotation of a GenBank genome assembly.